Messenger RNA from Caenorhabditis elegans, 1967 nucleotides. It is a transcript of the gene cho-1, whose product is annotated as High-affinity choline transporter 1. Bases 8 to 1738 code for a protein of 576 amino acids. Gene Ontology annotation, molecular function: choline transmembrane transporter activity; transmembrane transporter activity. Gene Ontology annotation, cellular component: membrane. The record is from RefSeq and is marked reviewed. NCBI's taxonomy places the organism in Eukaryota, Metazoa, Nematoda, Chromadorea, Rhabditida, Rhabditidae. Gene Ontology annotation, biological process: transmembrane transport. The transcript has 9 exons.
GACAAAUAUGGCCGACUUAUUGGGUAUCGUGGCCAUUGUGUUCUUCUACGUGCUCAUUCUUGUCGUUGGAAUAUGGGCGGGUAGAAAAUCGAAAAGUUCAAAAGAGCUUGAAUCAGAAGCCGGCGCGGCGACGGAAGAGGUGAUGUUAGCUGGGAGAAACAUCGGAACUCUUGUCGGAAUUUUCACAAUGACUGCCACGUGGGUUGGCGGUGCUUAUAUCAAUGGAACCGCCGAGGCUCUGUAUAAUGGAGGUCUCCUUGGAUGUCAGGCUCCAGUUGGAUAUGCAAUUUCCCUUGUUAUGGGAGGACUACUUUUCGCAAAGAAAAUGCGAGAAGAAGGAUAUAUUACAAUGCUCGAUCCUUUUCAGCACAAAUAUGGCCAACGAAUCGGUGGCUUGAUGUAUGUUCCAGCACUUCUUGGUGAAACAUUCUGGACAGCAGCCAUUCUUUCGGCACUUGGUGCAACACUGUCGGUAAUUCUUGGAAUCGACAUGAAUGCAUCAGUGACCCUGUCGGCCUGUAUUGCCGUAUUCUACACAUUCACCGGUGGAUACUAUGCAGUCGCGUACACUGACGUCGUUCAACUAUUUUGCAUUUUCGUCGGUUUGUGGGUUUGCGUGCCGGCGGCUAUGGUGCAUGAUGGUGCGAAGGAUAUUUCCAGGAAUGCAGGCGACUGGAUUGGAGAGAUUGGAGGAUUCAAAGAAACAUCUCUCUGGAUUGAUUGCAUGCUUCUCCUUGUCUUUGGAGGAAUUCCAUGGCAAGUGUACUUCCAAAGAGUUCUCUCCUCAAAAACUGCUCAUGGAGCACAGACGUUGUCGUUUGUGGCGGGCGUCGGAUGCAUUCUCAUGGCGAUUCCACCAGCGUUGAUCGGUGCAAUUGCCAGGAACACAGACUGGAGAAUGACUGAUUAUUCCCCAUGGAACAAUGGAACUAAGGUCGAAUCGAUUCCACCGGAUAAGAGAAACAUGGUGGUCCCGUUGGUAUUCCAGUAUCUUACGCCAAGAUGGGUCGCCUUUAUUGGACUCGGCGCAGUGUCGGCUGCUGUAAUGUCAUCUGCAGAUUCAUCUGUACUAUCAGCAGCAUCAAUGUUUGCUCACAACAUCUGGAAGCUCACAAUUCGCCCUCACGCGUCUGAAAAAGAAGUGAUAAUUGUGAUGAGAAUAGCCAUCAUCUGUGUUGGUAUCAUGGCAACCAUCAUGGCACUUACCAUUCAAUCCAUCUAUGGGCUUUGGUAUCUUUGUGCAGAUUUGGUCUACGUCAUACUCUUCCCUCAACUAUUAUGUGUUGUAUAUAUGCCACGUAGCAAUACGUAUGGCUCAUUGGCUGGCUAUGCAGUCGGUCUUGUGCUCCGUUUGAUUGGAGGCGAGCCACUUGUAUCGCUGCCAGCGUUCUUCCAUUAUCCAAUGUAUACGGAUGGGGUACAGUAUUUCCCAUUCAGGACAACUGCUAUGUUAUCUUCAAUGGCUACUAUCUACAUUGUAUCAAUACAAUCGGAGAAGCUGUUCAAAUCGGGACGUUUGUCUCCGGAGUGGGACGUAAUGGGUUGUGUAGUGAAUAUUCCGAUAGAUCAUGUACCCCUUCCGUCAGAUGUAUCGUUUGCUGUUAGUAGUGAGACCUUGAAUAUGAAGGCUCCAAACGGAACACCGGCUCCAGUACAUCCGAACCAACAGCCGUCUGAUGAAAAUACAUUAUUACAUCCAUAUUCGGACCAAAGUUAUUAUUCCACAAAUAGCAAUUAAAAGAGACGAACUUGUUCCACGUGUUCACUUAAUUUCCUCCCAAAUUUUUUUUUGUAUUUUUUUUAGUUUUCGUUAACUUUUUUCUCACUUUCUCAAAUUUCAGAUCUCUAUUAAUAGACCCAUCCGGUGGAUACACUUUAGUUUUUAUUUAUUUUCCUAAAAUUUGAAAGAAAAAAAUUUGAUGAAUUUUGACAUGUUCAGAAAUUCCAAUAAAAACGUGACCAAUUAA